Messenger RNA from Triticum turgidum subsp. durum (durum wheat), 990 nucleotides. The record is from the annotation of a GenBank genome assembly. Lineage: Eukaryota; Viridiplantae; Streptophyta; Magnoliopsida; Poales; Poaceae.
AUGACCGCCGGCUCCCGACGGAGGCGGCCCGCCUCCUCAAUGGCGCCUAUCGCCCUGUCCGUACCCACCCCCAACGCCUCCCCGGCGCCGCGGCGCCUCCGCCGUCCGGCCAUCGCGGCCGCCGGCGCCGCGCUCGCGGCGCUCCUCCUCCUCGCCGCGGCCGCCGCCGUCUGGCGCCCGGACUACCUCCGCGCCGCGCUCCUCCGCCGCCCUGCGCCCGCCGUCGCUAGGUUCUACUCCUUCGACCUGGUCCGCGAGUACCCCCACGACCCCGAGGCCUUCACCCAGGGUCUCCUGUACGCGGGAAACGACACUCUCUUCGAGUCCACUGGCCUUUAUCACCAGUCGUCGGUCCGAAAGGUUGAUCUUCAAACUGGCAAAGUUUUAGAUCAGCACCAAAUGGAUGGACAUAUGUUUGGAGAAGGCUUAACACUUCUCGACGACAGAUUGUUUCAAGUUACUUGGUUGAAGAAUGAUGGAUUCAUAUACGACCGACAUAACUUUAGCAAACGUGAAAGUUUUACCCAUAAAAUGCGUGACGGGUGGGGGUUGGCUACGGAUAGAAAAAUCCUAUUUGGCAGUGAUGGUACUUCAAGGUUGUACCACCUGGAUCCAAUAUCGCUUGAAGUAACAAAGACAGUAACUGUGAAAUAUCAAGACAAUGACGUUUCCUAUAUUAAUGAACUGGAAUAUAUAAAUGGUGAAGUAUGGGCAAAUGUCUGGCAGACAGAUUGCAUAGCUAGAGUUUCUCAUGAAGAUGGCCAAGUGGCGAGCUGGAUCUUUCUUCAUGAGCUGAGGCAGCAAUUAUGGAAAUCUGGCAACACGGAUAUUGAUGUUCUAAAUGGUAUAGCUUGGGAUGAAGAAAAUGACAGACUGUUCGUGACCGGGAAACUGUGGCCAAAGCUUUACGAGAUCAAGCUGCGCCAGGUGGAUGGGCCGCCGGAUGGGUCCGUGGAGAAACUGUGCCCAAGGGCAAGCUUUUAUCGCUGA